This is a messenger RNA of Mus pahari (shrew mouse), 2827 nucleotides long. RefSeq names its product semaphorin 3C (gene Sema3c). The coding region runs from base 384 to 2639 and encodes 751 amino acids. NCBI's taxonomy places the organism in Eukaryota, Metazoa, Chordata, Mammalia, Rodentia, Muridae. Gene Ontology annotation, molecular function: chemorepellent activity; semaphorin receptor binding. Gene Ontology annotation, biological process: axon guidance; neural crest cell migration; semaphorin-plexin signaling pathway. The transcript has 18 exons. The record is from RefSeq and is a predicted model, not a curated record.
GCGGCGGGCCACGCGGGGCCGCUGCUGCAGCCGGCUGGGCGGUGCGCCCGGGCAGCCUCAGCCGCGCGCCGCGUCGCUGUAAUCGGACACCGAGCGCUCGCCCCCAGCGCCCGGCCACUUGCCAUUCACUCCGCGGUGCGGGGUUGAGCGACGUGGAGAAGGGCUCCGGGUGCCGCGGCUCUGCCGCCUGGGAUUCUGCUACAAAGAAACUCAGCACCGGCCGGCAGGGAUCCCACCCUCGGGACUCACUAAGUCUUUAAAGGUCUUCUGGGGAAAGGACCUAGGGGACUGGGAAUCCGAGCCCGGAGCAAGUGGCUGACUUCUCCUGGAUCUUUUCCCAACUCGGUAUUUUCCCUUGGAUAUUAAUUCCCAAGUCAGAAGAAAUGGCAUUCCGGGUGAUUUUUGUGUUGGUUGGAGUACUUAUUUGUUCCAUUUGUGUUCGAGGAUCUUCCCAGCCCCAAGCAAGAGUUUAUUUAACAUUUGAUGAGCUUCGAGAAACCAAAACCUCUGAAUACUUUCGUCUGUCCCACCAGCAGUUAGACUACCGAAUAUUACUGAUGGAUGAAGAUCAAGACCGGAUAUAUGUGGGGAGCAAAGACCACAUCCUGUCUUUGAAUAUCAACAAUAUCAGUCAAGAACCUUUGAGUGUUUUCUGGCCAGCAUCAACAAUCAAAGUUGAAGAGUGCAAAAUGGCUGGCAAAGAUCCUACACAUGGCUGUGGGAAUUUUGUCCGGGUUAUUCAGACCUUCAACCGUACUCACCUGUAUGUCUGUGGGAGUGGAGCGUUCAGUCCAGUGUGUACCUACCUGAACCGGGGAAGGAGAUCAGAGGACCAAGUCUUCAUGAUCGACUCUAAGUGUGAAUCUGGCAAAGGACGAUGUUCUUUCAACCCAAAUGUGAACACUGUGUCUGUUAUGAUCAAUGAGGAACUCUUCUCAGGCAUGUAUAUAGACUUCAUGGGAACAGAUGCUGCUAUUUUCCGAAGUUUAACUAAGAGGAAUGCAGUUCGAACUGAUCAACAUAAUUCAAAAUGGCUGAGUGAACCGAUGUUUGUGGACGCACAUGUGAUCCCAGAUGGGACUGAUCCAAAUGAUGCUAAGGUCUAUUUCUUCUUCAAAGAAAGACUGACUGACAACAAUAGGAGCACAAAACAGAUUCAUUCCAUGAUUGCAAGGAUAUGCCCUAAUGACACUGGCGGACAACGUAGUCUUGUCAACAAGUGGACCACAUUCUUAAAGGCAAGACUUGUAUGCUCAGUCACAGAUGAAGACGGCCCAGAGACACAUUUUGAUGAACUAGAGGAUGUCUUUCUGCUGGAAACCGACAACCCAAGGACAACGCUGGUGUAUGGCAUCUUCACCACAUCAAGCUCUGUUUUUAAGGGAUCGGCAGUGUGUGUGUAUCACUUAUCCGAUAUACAGACUGUAUUCAAUGGGCCUUUUGCCCACAAGGAAGGGCCCAAUCACCAGCUGAUAUCCUAUCAAGGCAGAAUCCCAUAUCCUCGCCCAGGAACUUGCCCAGGAGGGGCCUUUACACCCAAUAUGAGAACCACCAAGGACUUCCCAGAUGACGUUGUCACUUUUAUUCGGAACCACCCUCUCAUGUACAAUUCCAUCUACCCCAUCCACAGAAGGCCUCUGAUCGUCCGCAUAGGCACUGACUACAAGUACACAAAGAUAGCUGUGGACCGUGUGAAUGCUGCUGAUGGACGAUAUCAUGUUCUGUUUCUGGGCACAGAUCGGGGCACCGUGCAGAAGGUCGUAGUCCUUCCUACCAAUAGCUCUGCCAGUGGGGAGCUCAUUCUGGAGGAGCUGGAAGUCUUUAAGAAUCAUGUUCCCAUAACAACAAUGAAAAUCUCAUCCAAAAAGCAACAGUUGUACGUGAGCUCCAACGAGGGCGUUUCCCAGGUCUCUCUGCAUCGCUGCCACAUCUACGGCACAGCCUGUGCGGACUGCUGCCUGGCAAGGGAUCCAUACUGUGCCUGGGAUGGCCACUCUUGCUCUAGGUUCUACCCCACUGGGAAGCGGAGGAGCCGAAGACAAGAUGUGAGACACGGAAACCCGCUGACACAGUGCCGAGGGUUCAAUCUGAAAGCAUACAGAAAUGCAGCUGAAAUUGUUCAGUAUGGAGUAAGAAAUAACAGCACUUUCCUUGAGUGUGCUCCCAAGUCUCCGCAGGCAUCUGUCAAGUGGUUGCUGCAGAAAGACAAAGACAGGAGGAAGGAGGUUAAACUGAAUGAGCGCAUUAUAGCUACUUCCCAAGGACUACUGAUUCGCUCUGUUCAAGAUUCUGAUCAAGGACUCUACCACUGCAUUGCCACUGAGAACAGCUUCAAACAGACCAUAGCCAAGAUUAACUUCAAAGUUUUAGAUUCAGAAAUGGUGGCCAUUGUGACAGACAAGUGGUCCCCAUGGACAUGGGCUGGCUCUGUGAGGGCUCUACCUUUCCAUCCAAAGGACAUCCUGGGGGCAUUCAGCCACUCGGAAAUGCAGCUCAUCAAUCAGUACUGCAAAGACACCCGGCAGCAGCAGCAGCUGGGUGAAGAACCACAGAAGAUGAGAGGGGACUAUGGCAAGCUGAAGGCUCUCAUCAACAGCAGGAAAAGCAGAAACAGGAGGAAUCAGCUUCCAGACUCAUAAAACAUUCACCCAUGAAGUUUUGCUUCCAGGAACAAAUGCUCUGUCUUCACUAGUCAACUAUUAAGUAAAAUCUUGUGCUUUACCCAUGAGAAAUUUCUGACAAAAGCUGGAGACUCACUCUAAAGUGCGUUCUCUGUAAACUGAAAAGAGCAUGCAUUUUCUUGUAUGAUACAGACUAGCACUAGACA